ACAGCCGAGCCGGCAGACAGUACGUCACUUCCUCAAGUUAUUUCCAUUUGUUUGUGGCAAACGCCAGCAGUUAUCUGGUACCUCUUAACAUCAAAUAUAAGGUUACUAUUUCAUCUUACGGCAUGUGCGGGUGGAACCAGCGCUUCUUUUUAUUUAUAUAAACAAUUUUUGUGUGAAAUUAUGCAGGCUAUACAAUAGCUACAUAACGCGUCGGCGUAAGCAGAGGCAGGAAAACGUGCGUUCGCCACCAGAAGUAGUAGAUCUGCUAACGUUAGCUAGCUAGUUUAGGUUAAUUGGCUAACUAUUGUUAGCUUCCUGGGUCCUGGUACCGUUGGUGUUGCAGUGUUGGGUAUAACGUUGGCUGACUCGCAGCUGUGAGCUGAUGGAGUGCCCUCAUCUGAGCUCAAACAUAAGCGGUGCCUUUGAUUCCUCCAGGUUCCCUAACGGUGCUCCGUCUUCUUGGUGUUGCAACGUUUGCAGGUCUAAUAAAAGUCCAUGGAUUUGCCUUACUUGUCUGGUGGUCCACUGUGGACGAUAUGUCAAUGGACACGCAAAGAAACACUUUGAAGAGAACCAAGUCCUUGGUGUUAGUCAAAGGAAGAGUGAGAAACAUGAAAAAGAGAAAAUCCAUCAUUCUAUUUGCAUGGAUUGCAGCAGCUACAGUGUGUUUUGUUACAGAUGUGAUGAAUUUGUUGUCAACGACACCAAACUUGGGCAGGUGCAGAAGGUGAGGGAACAUCUUCAGAGUUUAGAAAAUUCAGCACUAAUGGGUGACAGGCAAAGGAAAAGAAAACUUCAGGACAGCCCAGCAGCAGAUGGCAAGCUGUUAAAAGACAAUGAUGGCAUGGCUUUAGGUGCUACAGGCCUGCGCAACUUGGGCAACACGUGCUUCAUGAAUGCCAUUCUGCAGUCCCUCAGCAACAUCGAGCAGUUCAGCUGUUAUUUCAAGGAACUGCCUGCUGUGGCUCUACGCAGUGGUAAGACGGCAGGAAGAAGGAUGUACCACACCCGCAGCCAAGGGGACAACAGUGUAUCUUUGGUGGAGGAAUUCAGGAAAACUCUCUGUUCCCUGUGGCAAGGGAACCAGACCGCCUUCAGUCCAGACUCCUUGUUUUAUGCCAUAUGGAAAAUCAUGCCAAGUUUCAGAGGUUAUCAGCAACAGGAUGCCCACGAAUUCAUGCGUUACCUGCUCGACCACCUCCACAGGGAGCUACAGUACAGUCGUAACGGGGCUUCUCAUCCAAUCUCGCCUCAGGAUGGAGUCAGACUUUCUAGUGCAGAGGGCAAGUGCUGCAUCAACGGGACCGCCAGUGUUGUAACGUCUAUUUUUGGUGGUAUUCUUCAAAAUGAAGUCAACUGCCUGAUUUGUGGGACAGAAUCUCGAAAGUUUGAUCCAUUUCUUGAUCUGUCUUUGGACAUUCCCAGUCAGUUUAGACAAAAGAGAAAUAAGGACCAAGAGCCAGUGCCAACAUGCACCCUCCGUGACUGCUUACAUAGCUUCACUGACCUGGAAGAACUCGAUGACACAGAGCUGUACUACUGCCAUAAGUGUAAAAAGAGACAGAAAUCAACAAAGAAGUUUUGGAUCCAGAAGCUGCCAAAGGUUUUGUGCCUACACCUAAAACGGUUCCACUGGACUGCCUUUUUGAGAAACAAGGUGGAUACUUACGUAGAAUUUCCACUGAAAGGUCUGGACAUGAGGGGCUACUUACUUGAGCCAGAGAAGUCAUUACCAGGGAGCUGCCUGUAUGACCUUGUUGCUGUCGUGGUGCAUCAUGGAUCUGGGGUUGGGUCAGGGCAUUAUACAGCAUACGGCAGCCACGAGGGCCGCUGGUACCACUUCAACGACAGCACAGUGACUCUGACCAAUGAGGAUACAGUGAGGAAGGCCAAAGCCUACAUCCUCUUCUACGUAGAGAGGACUGGUCAGGUGCCCUCUGACAUGAGCGCAUCAAACAGCACAGCCACAAAUAAGCCUGCCGCGGACACUGCAACUGUGGACAGUGUUUCUUCAGAAAUAGUUUCUCAGGACAAAGUUGUAGCUGACACAGCAGCUACAGAAAUGGAUUUAGUGGAUGUGGCAGCCUCACACGGGCAUGUUGUGGAUGAAAAAGCUGUGGAAGACGCGAGCAAAGACAUGGCUACGCUGGCUGGGGCAUCAGUGAAGGCUGCAACGGAUGCAGAUACCUCAGACAAGGCUGCAACAGAGGAAUCUCACCAAGCUGUACAAACUGUCGCACAAUAAAUGAUUCUUUGAGAUUUCACUGCCUCAGACCAGCUCGUGACUUUGUUUUGGCUUCACCUCAAUCACAUUUGUCACAGUGCUUGAUUAUAAUUUUCACAUAACAUUCACAUUUCCACUUUUGUGUUUAUGACUUGUUUGAAAGCAUCGUGUUUAACUUGCUGCUUAAUUUGUUUAGUGGGACUUUUUGCAUGUAUUUUCUUGAUGAUGCAUUCCUCAUAUGAGGUAGGCUUCUCCAUAUUGAAUAGAUUCCAAAGGUGAUCGUUUAAAGUUUAAUGUAAUGAAGCUUUAGCCUUGGAAAACCUCAGUUGGUCCAAUGUUUAGCCUAGACUGAAGAGAUUUGUUGUCAAGAACACUGUGUUAUAUUUGGCAUUUCUAUUGUUUUUAAACUUUCCAGUGUUAUAUUUUUCACCUUAAGAACCCAGUAGUUCUGUUUUCCAGUCAUUAGAGUAUAUUUUAGGAUUUAGAAUGCAAUGCAUUUGACAGACUGGUGCUCAUUAGGGCUUUAGAAAGUUGUUUUAACUUCUUGAUCAGAACCAAUGUAAAAGAAGUGAUCCUUCUCAAAGUUUUGCCUGUACUGAUGCUGGAAUAUCAUGUGACAUUUUUAUGUUAAUUUGAAAUGGGCAUACACGGGGACCUAAUGAAAUUCUCUUAAAAAUGUGUAUCAGGCAACAUGAACAUGACAGAAUACAGUGGAGAAUGUUUUAUUAAGAUGUUUUUGUUUGCUGUUUUUAUCCACGACGGCAACCGGGCGACGCGGUGCCAAUAAAACCAGACAGGACGCCGAGGUUCACAUUAGUUGUUUUUGUUUUUGUUUUAGUGGUCUGUGUUAUGAAUCAUUUUACUACACUGUCUCAAGGAGAGAUGGUAAGAUAAAAAAAUAAAAGUACUG
Molecule: messenger RNA, 3134 nt
Organism: Archocentrus centrarchus (flier cichlid)
Lineage: Eukaryota; Metazoa; Chordata; Actinopteri; Cichliformes; Cichlidae
Gene: usp3
Product: ubiquitin specific peptidase 3
Exons: 15
Coding region: 383-2245 (620 amino acids)
Biological process (GO): protein deubiquitination
Molecular function (GO): cysteine-type deubiquitinase activity; zinc ion binding
Source: RefSeq, a predicted model, not a curated record